GGAAUUUAAUAAACCCCCUAAGUUAUUCUCCCACAAGGAAAUGGAUGGGGUGUAUUUAAGCUCUUUCCUGCUUUCCCCCAUGGAAAUAAAACCCACCCAGUUUUCAUUAGGAAUUAAGAGCCUAAAGAAAUGUUCAUUCUGCAUCCCGCUGUCCUUUCUGAUGCUGGUGUUUUAACUCUGUUCCGAAACAGCUCUGUUGAUGUGGCAAUCUCUAUCAUAGAUUUUACACAACAUAACGAAGCCCGUCUGUGGUAUAAGUGUUUCAUAAAGAACUUGGAGCCUGUAUAAAGGGGCUGUAAUUUAGAGAUAGCUGUUAACAAAUCUCCUUCAAAGGAACAUCAUCUGGAAACAAUGGUGACUGUUUCUUUACUUCCUUUAGGUCAAAACAUUACAAACAAGUACAUGCAUGCAGCCAGGCUUUGACUUGCGUCUGCAAACAGGUCUCUCACUUCAAACACCAUGCCUGUUAAUUUGCCUGUGCAGAGUUCCAUUAAGGAACUCUGCUCUAUUUGGUGAUAUUUGCUCUGUGAUGACUUUUCCUUCGAGUUUAUAUAAAUAAUUUGAGGAAGAAUACAAAGGGACUGUCAUUCCCUCUGCGCUUAUCUGUUUCCUUGCACUACAUGUAGACACUCUCGAGCCACAAAACGCGUUUUCUCCCCCUCCUCCCUGUUUGUUAAAUGUCAUCCAUCUGGCAGCGUUCCCACUACAACACAGCAUCUGUCUUCUCAACACAUGCUUAAAGAUGGUGUUUGUGCCUUCAGUGUGAUGGAUUUAAAUAUGGAAGAGGAGUUCUAAAAGUGCUGGGAAUACGCUGGGAAUAAAAGUGUGGGAAGAUAAGCCACAAGGGGACUCUGCUGCUGUCUGUGUGCAAGUGAUUGGAACAAAUCCUGGUGAAAAUGGAAAAAAAAGCAACAGGGAAAGAGACUGAGCCACUGACUUGCAAGAAAGAUGCUUCAGACUGUAACAAAGGAGAAGACUGUAAAGAGAAUGGACUUCUGGUCAGGAACACUAAAUCUGCCCUGCGCCUGGUGGAGGAUAGCAACAAAGUCCAUCCCAACCAGGGCGAUAAAGGGCAGGCAGCUCAGGUCUCAAAUGGGUAUUCAGGGGGGCAGAGCUCUGCUCCCUGCAACGGCAUGGGAGAGGUGGAGGAUGCCCAGUGCACUGCCCCAGCAGCCACCACCACCACUACAACCACCACUUCCACCACCUGCGGAGCAGAAGGCCAGCAGCAGCUGAUGGAGCUGGAAGAUAGAGAGACCUGGAGUAAAAAAAUUGACUUUCUACUCUCUGUCAUUGGCUAUGCAGUGGAUCUGGGGAAUGUGUGGAGAUUUCCUUAUAUAUGCUAUCAGAACGGAGGAGGGGCAUUCCUCAUUCCUUACACAAUUAUGGCCAUCUUUGGAGGGAUUCCUCUCUUCUAUAUGGAACUAGCACUAGGACAGUACCACAGGAAUGGGUGUAUUUCCAUUUGGAGAAAAAUAUGUCCUAUAUUCAAAGGAAUUGGCUUUGCCAUCUGUAUAAUAGAUCUUUACGUAGCCUCCUAUUACAACACCAUUAUGGCUUGGGCCUUUUACUACCUCAUCUCCUCCUUCACGACGGAGCUGCCAUGGACCAGCUGCACAAAUGCCUGGAACACAGGCAACUGCACAAACUACUUCAGCAAGGACAAUGUCAGCUGGUCCCCACACUCCAUCUCUCCUGCAGAAGAAUUUUAUACACGCCAAGUUCUACAGGUGCACAGGUCUGAUGGGCUGGAUGACCUGGGAGGCAUUAGCUGGCAAUUGACCCUCUGUUUAUUGCUAAUCUUCACCAUCGUAUACUUCAGCAUCUGGAAAGGGGUCAAAACAUCUGGCAAGGUGGUGUGGGUAACUGCCACAUUCCCUUACAUCAUACUCUUUAUCCUGCUUGUGAGAGGUGCAACACUGCCCGGGGCUUGGAGAGGUGUCCUCUACUACUUGAAACCUGACUGGCAGAAACUCCUGGCCACUGAGGUUUGGGUGGAUGCAGCAGCUCAGAUUUUUUUCUCCCUUGGCCCAGGUUUUGGGGUCCUAUUGGCUUACGCCAGCUACAACAAGUUCCAUAACAACUGCUACCAAGAUGCUCUGGUUACCAGCACCGUGAACUGUGUGACUAGUUUUGUGUCUGGAUUUGUCAUUUUCACCGUGCUGGGAUACAUGGCUGAGAUGAGGAAUGAAGAUGUAUCAGAGGUUGCUAAAGAUACCGGACCCAGCCUCCUCUUCAUCACAUACGCUGAGGCCAUUGCAAACAUGCCUGCUUCCACCUUCUUUGCCAUCAUCUUCUUCCUGAUGUUGCUCACGCUGGGGUUGGACAGCACGUUUGCAGGACUAGAGGGAGUGAUUACUGGAGUCCUGGAUGAAUUCCCCCAUGUCUGGAGCAAGCGCAGGGAACUGUUUGUCCUUGGUCUGAUCAUCAUUUGCUUCCUGGGGUCAUUAGCAACCUUGACAUUUGGAGGUGCAUAUGUGGUAAAGCUGUUUGAGGAAUACGCCACAGGUCCGGCUGUCCUAACCGUCGUGUUUCUGGAAGCGGUUGCUGUGUCCUGGUUCUAUGGCAUCACCCAGUUUUGCAACGAUGUGAAAGAAAUGCUAGGCUCUGCCCCAGGCUGGUACUGGCGAGUUUGCUGGGUAGCGAUUAGUCCCAUCUUCCUUUUGUUUGUCACUUGCAGCUUCCUGUCCAACCCUCCUGAGCUACGGCUUUUUGAUUAUAACUAUCCCUACUGGACCACAGUAGUGGGUUAUUGCAUAGGAACCUCUUCUGUCAUCUUCAUUCCAAUCUACAUGGUGUAUCGGUUGGUCAUCACACCAGGAACAUUUAAGGAGCGUAUUCUGAAAAGCAUUACUCCCGAAACAGCUACAGAAAUUCCUUUUGGAGACAUCCGCAUGAAUGCAGUAUAAGCUAACCGGGGGGGAGCACAAAAUGUGACUUUCCCCAUCCUCUUCCCCAAAAAAAGAAUUUAGUUUCCAGAUAAGACAAGAAAUGGAGUUUUCCACGGAGAUGGCAUCACUGACAACGGGCAUCUGGAAACACGGUGCCUCCAGCACACAUAUCCAAGCAAUUCAAGGAAAUCUCCAGUGCACUUCUAACCAGCCUGAACUGACAGAGAGCCAACGCAUACUGGGAACACACGGCUGUCUGUGUGCAUGAGAAUACCACUACUCCAUGCUCUGGGGCUGUCAGAAAGUGUGCAUGGCUGAGUAAGCCACUAAAGGACAAGUAUCAGCGGGUAGGAUUAGGUGUAGAAUCCCAAGUCUGUGGCAGUGCUCCUGUAUCUUCCUCAGUGUGAUCGUUUGUACUGGGCAAUGUCGUAUUCGCUUUUAAGGUUCUAAUUGCUUAAACUACAUUGAAAAAUACAAAGAUAUUUCUGAUAGCCAUAAAUGUAUGACUCAAGUAACACAGGGUUUUAUAAACUAGCCAAAAAAAGUAGUAUACCCAUAGGUUUGUAAUGGAGUAGAGAGAGGAAGAGGAAACUGAGGAUUCUGAGCAGCACCAUAUACAGCUCUGCAUACAUCAGCACACACGGUUGGUGGCAUUAUCCUCCUUUUCAUUACCAGUGUCUGCUCUUCCUUGUGUAGUAAGUACUACAAAAGCAAAGCAUUCUUUGUAAUGUGGUAGGCUUCACUUUCCUUUAGACCCAAUAAAGCCACAAAAACUCAUCAUGGGUUACUUCACCCAACAUAACCAAAGAAACUACAGACCAA
Neopsephotus bourkii (Bourke's parrot) is the source of this 3713-nucleotide messenger RNA. RefSeq names its product solute carrier family 6 member 4 (gene SLC6A4). The record is from RefSeq and is a predicted model, not a curated record. Gene Ontology annotation, biological process: serotonin uptake; sodium ion transmembrane transport. The transcript has 14 exons. Lineage: Eukaryota; Metazoa; Chordata; Aves; Psittaciformes; Psittacidae. The coding region runs from base 897 to 2909 and encodes 670 amino acids. Gene Ontology annotation, cellular component: neuron projection; membrane. Gene Ontology annotation, molecular function: serotonin:sodium:chloride symporter activity; serotonin binding.